UUUUUGCCUUCAAUUCUAUCACCUAUUUCUUGUGUUAUAAAAAAAAGACCUAAACAAAGGAAGAAAAGAGGCCUGUUUUUUUAUGUCAUUUCCCAAGAGGCUCUUUCUCUCUCAAAUUAUAGAGUUUUAGCAGCUGGAUUUUGGAACCAACACUCCACAGUACAGUCCACACACCAUGUGUGUUACUGUCACAAAUAUGGUUAUUUUCAUGUAACUAUCCAAAUUUCACUUACCAAUUUCCCUAGAAGAAAAGUUGAAACCAUUCACUAGCCAUUGCAAUGAUUCCAAUCAAAAGUAUUGGAUCCCACUUAACCCAAGAAAUUUUAACAAUAUAGAAAGAAAGAAAUCAUAGAGAAACGAAAAGAAUGGUUAUUUUUGGUGUUUGGUUACUGGGAGGAUUAUUUCACGUGACAGUUCUGCCAUUGUGUCCGUGAGUUUUACUACUUUUCUGCACACUUUCAUGCCAAUGUUUUGUUCGAUGAAAUGUCUCAACGAAAGCUCUUACUAUGCAUGAAUGAAAAAUGUGAAGGAAAGCAACCACAUAUUGUAGAUCUAAUGAGUUAAAAGCUUUUGAGGUGGUUUUGUUUUAGUAGGUGAAUCAACUUCUACCCAACCUGCAUUAAAAGUUUCGAUAACUUCCACCAAAAAUCAACAAUGUCUAUUCAAUAGUAAUAGCUUCUACUACAACAAUAGGUCUUGUUUGGGGUCCAGUUUUAUUGCUGUUCUUAAAAUGGAGAGAUUCUCAUUCUCCUUUCUAUUUUUCAUCAUUUAUCUACUUUUUCUCUUCACUCCUCAAUUAGCUAGAUCACAAAACGACGAUUCACAACCACUUUUAGCACUCAAAUCCUCCAUUGAUAUUCACAACAAGCUUCCAUGGCUACAACAAGUAAACGACGACGUUUGCACUUGGGUAGGUGUUAAAGACUGUUACCAAGGUAGAGUUAGAAAGCUAGUACUUGAGUAUUUCAACUUAACGGGGAAAUUAGAUUCACAAAUUUUAAACCGUUUGGAUCAACUUCGAGUUCUUAGUUUCAAAGGAAACUCACUCUCUGGUCAAAUCCCUAAUCUCUCGAAUCUCGUUAAUCUUAAGUCUAUUUAUCUUAACGAUAACGAUUUCUCCGGCGAGUUUCCUGUUUCGGUUUCGCUUCUUCAUAGAGUCAAAGUUAUUGUUUUAUCCGGUAAUAAAAUCUCCGGCGAGAUUCCGGUGUCGUUGCUUAAGCUUUCUCGGCUCUAUGUACUGUACUUGCAAGACAAUUUGUUUACUGGUUCGGUUCCGAGUUUUGAUCAAACCGGACUUAAGUACUUGAAUGUCUCGAACAAUAGACUCUCCGGCAGGAUUCCGGUGACAGCUACAUUGAUCCGGUUUAAUGCGUCGUCGUUUUCAGGAAACAUAGAGCUCUGCGGUGAACAGAUCCACCGUGAAUGCAAAAAUAGGACUCUGUUAGCACCACCGCCGUUUGGUGUGGGUCCCGUUGGAGGAAACGCGAAGACGACGUCGUCGAGAUCGAACCGUAAGAAACUGAUAAAGAUAAUUGGAGGAAGCGUUGGUGCGUUUGUUUUGUUGUUAAUUUGUUUAAUUUUACUGGUGUGGGUAAUUUGCAAGAACCGUAGGAAGAGAGUGGGUUCUUCCGGAGCGAGAAGGAACAACAAGGGUAAUGCUGAUGUGGCAGCUGCAGAAGGUGAAAAUCCCGGAGAAGGGGAGGGUAGAGGAAGUAAUUACGAGGCGAAACAAGGGGGGUUUGCUUGGGAAAAUGAGGGUAUAGGGAAACUGGUGUUCUGCGGAGCAGGGGAUCGUGAAAUGGGUUAUAGUUUAGAGGAUUUACUUAAGGCUUCAGCAGAGACAUUAGGGAGGGGUAUUAUGGGAAGUACAUAUAAAGCAGUGAUGGAAUCAGGUUUUAUUGUUACAGUAAAGAGGUUGAAAGAUGCUAGGUACCCUGGGUUAGAGGAGUUUAGGGCACAUAUAGAUUUACUUGGGAAGCUUAGACACCCUAAUCUGGUCCCACUUAGGGCUUAUUUUCAAGCAAAAGAAGAACGUCUUCUUGUCUAUGAUUAUUUCCCCAACGGAAGCCUUUUCUCUCUUAUUCAUGGAUCGAAAACAUCUAAUGGGGGAAAACCUCUUCACUGGACAUCAUGUCUUAAAAUUGCAGAAGAUCUAGCAACAGGCAUUCUCUAUAUCCACCAAAACCCUGGCAUGACACACGGAAACCUGAAGUCUUCUAAUGUGUUACUUGGUUCCGACUUUGAGUCCUGUCUCACUGAUUAUGGUCUCAACGUGUUCCUCAAUCCCGACACAAUGGAUGAACCAAGUGCCACUUCUUUUUUCUAUAGAGCACCCGAGUGCCGCAGUUUUCAAAGGCCACAAACUCAAUCUGCCGAUGUAUACAGCUUUGGUGUUCUUCUCCUCGAGCUUUUGACAGGAAAAACACCCUAUCAAGACCUUGUUCAGGCACACGGUUCGGAUAUACCUAGAUGGGUUCGGUCAGUACGUGAAGAAGAGACCGAGUCCGGAGAUGAUCCUGCCUCAUCAGGCAAUGAAUCUUCUGAAGAGAAGCUUCAGGCUCUUUUGAACAUUGCAAUGGCAUGUGUUUCAGUUAGUCCAGAGAAUAGACCUACAAUGAGAGAAGUUCUAAAGAUGAUAAGAGAUGCAAGAGGGGAAACUCAUGUCUCAUCUAAUAAUAGUAGUGAUCAUUCACCUGGUAGAUGGUCAGAUACUGUUCAAAGCUUGCCAAGAGAUGAACAUCUUAGCAUAUAAUUUGAAACUUUUUUUUAUUUCUGAUGCAUUCUUAUUUUUCCUGAAUUGGUUAUUAAAUAUUGAUUUCGGACAUGACUAGGUGAUAAUGCUGUAAAGACAUACAUUCAUUCUUAAUCUCUUGCUUUGUGAGUAGUUGUUGGUUAGAGGUAAAUUAAUGGAUAUGGAUUCAUAUCAAA
Molecule: messenger RNA, 2928 nt
Organism: Lathyrus oleraceus (garden pea)
Lineage: Eukaryota; Viridiplantae; Streptophyta; Magnoliopsida; Fabales; Fabaceae
Product: inactive leucine-rich repeat receptor-like serine/threonine-protein kinase At1g60630
Exons: 3
Coding region: 731-2752 (673 amino acids)
Biological process (GO): protein phosphorylation
Molecular function (GO): ATP binding; protein binding; protein kinase activity
Source: RefSeq, a predicted model, not a curated record